CAUCUUGGCCUUCUUCUGCGGACCCUGUCGGGGAGGGGAUGGGGCAGCUGAGUCAUGUGCACCACUCUUUUUGUGCUCAGCACCUUGGCCAUGCUCUGGCGCCGCCGAUUCGCCAACCGGGUCCAACCAGAGCCCAGCGGAGCAGACGGGGCAGUAAUGGGCAGCAGAUCGGAAACAGACCUCCAGUCCUCAGGCAGGGAGAAAGAGUCUCUGAAGUAAGUUCUCACGUCUUCAGGAGGAGCUCGGCCCCAGGGACCGACAUCAACUGGCAGAGACAGCUCAAGUCCCGGCAGAGGAUGCUGUGGUGGAAGGAGCAGCAGCACGCUGGAGAAUGGGAAAAAGCAGCCAUCGAGAAGACCCACAUAUCGCUGUGACAUACACACCCAGAGAGCGACGGAAGGGACAGUGCCUGACGCGCCAGUGAGGACAACAGGAAGAGCCUGGCCGAGCCUUGUCACUUGACCUUUCCUUCUCUGCACCUCAUCUCCCCUCUUAACAAGCAGUGCGGACCCCGGGUGGGCUGGUGCUGAGCCUGAGAGGGACCCCCGACUACCCUCAGAAGAACGGUCUGGGGACGCCUGGGUGGCUCAGUUGGUUAAGCAGCUGCCUUCGGCUCAGGUCAUGAUCC
This is a messenger RNA of Neogale vison (American mink), 628 nucleotides long. RefSeq names its product photoreceptor disc component (gene PRCD). Bases 55 to 219 code for a protein of 54 amino acids. Gene Ontology annotation, molecular function: opsin binding. The record is from RefSeq and is a predicted model, not a curated record. The transcript has 5 exons. Lineage: Eukaryota; Metazoa; Chordata; Mammalia; Carnivora; Mustelidae. Gene Ontology annotation, cellular component: photoreceptor outer segment membrane.